Messenger RNA from Diaporthe amygdali, 993 nucleotides. RefSeq lists its product as uncharacterized. The record is from RefSeq and is a predicted model, not a curated record. The transcript is spliced from 3 exons. NCBI's taxonomy places the organism in Eukaryota, Fungi, Ascomycota, Sordariomycetes, Diaporthales, Diaporthaceae. The coding region runs from base 1 to 993 and encodes 330 amino acids.
AUGAGCGCUAGUCGACACUCAAGUGCAGCAGAAAAGACCUCCGCCGGCGACACCCACCCCAUCGGGGCGGUGUCGCCCUCUCGGCAAUCUGCUAUAAUCUCUCAUGGAGAAUUGGUCAAAGAUCCGACAGAAGUAUAUGGGAGAGGUCCAGUUCUCAUUCGCAUAGGGAACGGAGGAGCAGGCGCCACUGGGCUGAUAGGAGCUCUGGCCAAUGACUAUCUCAGUACACUUCCCGAAGAAAGAUCUAUUGUCUGGAUCUGCAACCAUUCUAGGAACAGCCAGCUGGCCCUCCUGCAUGGGUAUGUUGACAUCGCCUUGACGUACGAGCGUGAUCAGGAGGAGCUCGCGAAGGCUGAGGGCUGGUCAGUGACCAAGGGAUGUGCAUUUCACGACCACUUUUGUAUUGCGGGGCCUCUGGAGGAUCCGGCCAAUGUCAGAAAUGCGAUUUCCUUAUCGGAUGGCCUACAACGAGUCGCGAAAUCUAGGAGUCUAUUUCACAGCCGAGCCGACACAUCGGCAACGAUGUGGAAGGAGCGGGGCCUCUGGUCAACAUGCAACUUACUUCCAUGGGAAUAUGGAGGCGGGAUUUCGGAUAGGCAGUGGUAUCAAACCAGCUUGCUCUCACCUUCAGAAGCGUUGAAGAAGGCAGAUGCUGCUGGGGCGUAUCUUCUGACAGACCGGUCGACACUUUUGCGCCAAGUAUCUACAGGUACCAUCUCGAACACGACUGUUUUCUUCGAGCCAACAUCAGAAAACGAUUUUUUAAUGAACAGCUGUUAUGCAGUGUGUUCGCCGACGGCGUCGCGUGAGACUCUUGACUUCCUCGAAUACCUCCUCACGGAUCGGGCUCAGGAUCUCAUCAAAUCAUAUGGUAAAGAUCAAUGCGGGCUGCCAUUAUUCGCUAUGGCGGCGGAUGGCUUCGCGAGGACUUCACUGAAGGGUGGAAGGCCGGUCAAAGGGCAUUGGGUCUUCGAAGAUGUCCGAACUGAUUAA